GUUGUUACACUACUUUACUUAAAAGAUGGAAUUCUUUUCUCUAAGAAUAUUUAAGGGAAUGCAGCGCAUGUCGGAAUCAGUGUUUGUGGGGCUGUGUGAGAUAGUGGGGACCUCACAAAUGGUGGCCCUGAGGAGGGAGACAACAGACAUCAAGGAGAUGGUGGAGAGGCAAGUUACACCCAAUGUUUGGACCAUUGUGAUGUUAAGUGGAAGUAGAAGAGAAGGGUUCAGACUGACGGGAUCGGAUGUAGACAAGAUGUGCUGGUCAAACGACCACCGAGUGAUCAUGGACAUGUCUCAGUCUGAGUAUUACAACACAGCCAAUACAACCUUGAUUCUCUCUGACAGUUCUGAGAGUCCACCAGGAUUCACUCUACUUCAGUUAUUGACACCACGAACAAUCAGAAAAGUCGAAUCAGCAUUAGUCAGAAUGAAUGACAGGGUCUACAUAUCUAGUUCUAUAUACAGACAGGUAACUUGUUUGGCAGCAUUUCCCGAUUCUACAGUUCAUGGACCCUGUGCUAGUGGCAAAGUGGUAACAUUGGAAUAUGACAUUGCUUACUGUUUUGUUUGUGACUUUUGGCCUCCGUCUGCCUCCUCGUGGAUAGAUAGAUGUCACUCAUGGCCUAUUCCUGAAGUUGUUGAUGACAUUGUCAGAAAUGGGUGUCACUUUGUAGCAAUAGGACACCCAUUAGGAAUUCAUGAAAAUGAAGAGUGGAGAUUUUCCUUUUCUCAGGCAGAAUAUAAACUUGUGUAUUCAAUGAACCACUGUCAAUUUCUGACAUACGGAUUGUUAAAAAUAUUUUUAAAAGAAGUUAUAGAUCAACAAUCAGAAGAAACCAAUAAACUGUUGUGUUCCUAUCACAUGAAGACAACCGUUUUCUGGGUGAUUCAAAAAAACAUGCUACCUUAUUGGUGUCCACAAAAUCUCCUGACCGGUUUCUGGGUCUGCUUUAAACUUCUCCUUAAAUGGGUGUACAAGGGGAUCUGUCCGAAUUUUUUCAUCCCCCAAAACAACUUGUUUCUGACAAAGGUCAAUGGCUCAGCACAAAACAGAUUGUUCCUACAGUUACAUGAAUUGUACAAGAAAGGUCUAGCUUGUCUGUUACAGAGUUCGUCUAUCAGGUCCUACAUCAUUGAUGUCCUGUACAAUCCCAGACUUUUUAUUUGUACAAAUGAAAGACACACUUUGUCUGAUGUUCAGCAUGAUCAUGAUCUUGUCAGUGAGUCCGAUUUUGGUGCUUUUUUUUCACGAACAACCGUCCUUACCAAAGCCAUACAAAGAGUAAAACAGUUGAUAAAAACAGUAGAACAGUUGGUAGUCUUACCCCUGACACACUAUCAGGCUCUUCCAUUACAGAGACUUACAGUCACAAUAUUUCAGAAUCUUGCCUUUAUAACAUCAAACAAGUACACUUACACCGGUGUCAACAAUCAGAUGUAUAUUGCAGACAAAAUGUCCUGUCAUAUGCUGAAAUUAGCUACUAAGUUUGGGCUAGUUUCUGAUAUGUUGUACAUUGCUAUGUAUUAUUACAAGACACUCAGGUACAGGGAAGCUUUAUCUGUUUUAGAGAUGACAAAGGUCAAGUUAGCACGGCCAUAUCUGAUGUAUGAAUAUGUUGUAGACGGAGAGAGGUAUACUGAGGCUGUAGGGGGACAAUCCUUGUCUACAAAGAUGAGACAGGCUGUAGCAAGGAAUAUCAUACUUCACAAUGUUAUCUGUUCUAUCAGUGAACUGAUCCCAGAGCAACAGUCUGCUAUACAGAACGGACAGACUAUAUUAAUUAUCCCAGUGUUUGUAAUGUUACACUUCGUAGAGUUCUUGUGUUACAGACACAUUGAUACAACACUAUCACAAGCAGCUCUCGAUGAGCUACAGGUCCUAGUCCACCAUAAUCAGGGACUAUAUAUAUAUGAUCUACACAGAGAUAUCUCAUGGGAAAUCCUGGGGAUCUGUCAACAGAUGGCAGGGAACCUCCAGGCUGCUCUAUACUCAUACCAACAGUCACUCACACAGCAUCCAUCGCACGGAAUACAAACUGCUACACAUAUGAGAAUACAAGAUGUUGUCAGUCAGUUAAACAAUUGA
Magallana angulata is the source of this 2089-nucleotide messenger RNA. RefSeq lists its product as uncharacterized. NCBI's taxonomy places the organism in Eukaryota, Metazoa, Mollusca, Bivalvia, Ostreida, Ostreidae. The transcript is spliced from 2 exons. The record is from RefSeq and is a predicted model, not a curated record. The coding region runs from base 26 to 2089 and encodes 687 amino acids.